AUGGCACACAUCGCGCAAUCCAUUACUUCACUUCCAUUCAACCACCCAGCACAUAAUAUACUUCUAACCCUACCACGCACCGCGUCGCAUUUGUUAGUUCGCAUGCUCAACCUCCCGAACCAACCAUCCCUCUCCCGACAUCCGCGCGACGGUUACUUCUUCAUGCCCUCGCUACAAUACCGGUACCAGCACGAUACUUACAAUCGACCCAUCGCUCAGUGGACCGAUGAAGAGCAUGAGGAAAUGAACGCGACUAUCCAAAACGACCUGACUACAUGGGAGAAGUGGGUGCAAGACGCACAACUCGUCGGCGACGGUACGUUUGUCAAAGAACAUAUCAACUUCAUGCUUCGACCAGACGCCGAGUCGGACUUCCUGCAUACUUCUGAUCAAGAGACGGAAGGGAAUCCCACUUGCAUACCAGACACGUUCCUGCAAGUCGUGCGCCCAACGUUUCUCAUCCGCCAUCCAGGCCUGGUCGUCCCCAGCCUGAUGCGCGCCGCAAUCGAUCUCGAAGGUAUGGAAGCUGUUUCAUCGCCUGCGUCGGAGAAGGCUAUGCGCUGCGAGGCAAGUUAUAGAUGGCAUGUUGCGCUUUAUAAACAUCUCACAAAUUUGGUAACCUACCCGUGCAAAUCACACCACGCUGGCACCUUGUAUCCGAUUGUACUCGAUGCUUCUGAUCUCAUCAACCCUGCGCUUGUGAAGAAGUACGCAGCGGCUAUCGGAUUGGACCAGAAUACAGUACAGUUCAAUUGGGAGAGUGGAAGUGCUAACAGCCUGGGAGGAAUGGAGGCAAGGAUGAAGGAUACAUUGUUGGGAAGUGAAGGGGUGGUGAUGGAUAAAUUGGUAGGGCGCAAGCAGUUCCAUAUUGAAGAGUUUGUCUUCACCAACCACGUUCUCACUCGUCUUAUCUUGUACGAGGCAAAGGUUUCGAAACAAUAA
Molecule: messenger RNA, 942 nt
Organism: Parastagonospora nodorum SN15
Lineage: Eukaryota; Fungi; Ascomycota; Dothideomycetes; Pleosporales; Phaeosphaeriaceae
Exons: 2
Coding region: 1-942 (313 amino acids)
Source: RefSeq, a predicted model, not a curated record